This is a messenger RNA of Petromyzon marinus (sea lamprey), 1490 nucleotides long. Its product is annotated as deubiquitinase DESI2-like. The record is from RefSeq and is a predicted model, not a curated record. Gene Ontology annotation, molecular function: deubiquitinase activity. NCBI's taxonomy places the organism in Eukaryota, Metazoa, Chordata, Hyperoartia, Petromyzontiformes, Petromyzontidae. Gene Ontology annotation, biological process: protein deubiquitination.
UCUAUCUGUAAGGUGAUUCAACCGUCACUGGAUUUAGUUUUAAGUCGGAAGAAUUCCUCAAUUUCCAUUAAAAAAACCAUACAUUUAUUUUGUGUGGGAAAUGGUCCAUAUUUGUCCUAGUCUUAAUGUCCCCUCUGCUCAGAAUCAGCGCAGAGUCGGGGUGUUCUAGACAGCCCCAGAGCCUUAGGUGGAAAAUCCACGUUACCAUGGCGGUGACUAGGCUACAUUGGGCGACCACUGAUUAAUUAUUCACGCUGGGUGGAACCAGAACGUAGUUACGUCGUCACGUCUCCCGCUGGUGUGACGUCGUACCUGUCCGCAAACCAUUACAUCAUCCCUCACGCGCGGACCCAACGUCACCCGCCCCCACCUCCGCAACGUCAUCGUGGUAACGUCCUCUCGUGGACGCCCAUUUGGUCGCAUUGCGUCACUCGCGCCUCGGGGAAGCGUUGUAUGGCGUCAUCGCGCGCGAGCCGUUUAAGUUAUUUGACGUUACCAGACCGCCCCUCACCCCCCGUGCGCGUGACCCCGCCCCUCCAGUGACCCCGUGACCCCCCCCACCCCUCCCCACCAGCUCGUCGCUUCCUGCUCAAGCGCCAACGGCGACCGAACGCCUCCUCACACCAACCUCGUCGUCGUCAUCGUCGUCGUCAUCAAACCUCUUCAUCCUCCUGCUUAGCCACGACAACAACGACGACAACAACGACGACAAACUCCGCCGAGGCGCCUCACGCGCAGCGCCGCUCGUGCCGCGAGCGGCGACUCCCAGCAGCGACUCCCGGAGAGCGAGACGCGGGGCGAGGAGACCGGCCCCGGGCCUCCUCCCACCCGCCAGCCAUGGCGAACCAGCCGGUGCUGCUCAACGUGUACGACAUGUACUGGAUCAACGAGUACACGGCGUCCCUGGGCAUCGGGGUCUUCCACUCGGGCGUCGAGGUGUACGGCCGCGAGUUCGCGUACGGGGGCCACCCGUACCCUUUCUCGGGCGUCUUCGAGAUCUCGCCGGGCGACGCGGGCGAGCUGGGCGACGCGUUCCGCUUCAAGGAGGCCAUCGUGCUGGGCACCACGGACUUCGCGGAGGGCGACGUGGAGAGCAUCGUGGAGGAGCUGGGCCGGGAGUUCCGCGGGGACGCCUACCACCUGAUGCGCAAGAACUGUAACCACUUCUCGAGCGCCGUCAGCGAGGUGCUGUGCGGCCGCGAGAUCCCGCGCUGGGUCAACCGCCUCGCCUACGUCAGCUCGUGCAUCCCCUUCCUGCAGAGCUGCCUGCCCCGUGAGUGGCUCACGCCCGCCGCCCUCCAGAGCAGCGUCGUGGCGGCCCAGGGCGGCGCAGGGGCGGCAGCGGGCGGGCAGCAGCAGCAGGGAGGGGCCGACGCGGGCGGUGCCGAAGACGCGGAGGCUGGGGGCGGGCGGUCGGGCCGGCACACGCGCGUGUGAGACGGUGGUGCCAGUCGGUGGUGCCAGUCGGUGGUGGUGGUGGUGGUGCUCCG